This is a messenger RNA of Panthera uncia (snow leopard), 524 nucleotides long. RefSeq names its product ATP synthase F(0) complex subunit C1, mitochondrial-like. The record is from RefSeq and is a predicted model, not a curated record. Gene Ontology annotation, molecular function: proton transmembrane transporter activity. The transcript has a single exon. The coding region runs from base 32 to 367 and encodes 111 amino acids. NCBI's taxonomy places the organism in Eukaryota, Metazoa, Chordata, Mammalia, Carnivora, Felidae. Gene Ontology annotation, biological process: proton transmembrane transport; proton motive force-driven ATP synthesis.
AUCUGCUGUUGUAACGGGUCUAAUCAGGCCUAUGUCUGCCUUCUCCUUGAGCAGGCCAGUGAUCCCAUCUACACAGUCAUCCUACAGCAGCUCCCCACUCCAGGUUGCCCAGUGGGAGUUCCAGACCAGUGUUGUUUCCUGGGACAUUGACACAGUAGCCAAGUUUAUUGGCGCUGGGGCUGCCACAGUUAGUGUGGCUGGCUCAGGGGCUGGCACCAGAACGGCAUUUGGCAGUUUGAUCAUUGGCUAUGCCAGGAACCCAUCUCUGAAGCAGCAGUUCUUCUAUGCCAUUCUGGGCUUUGGUGUGUCUGAGGGCAUGGGGUUCUUCUGUCUGAUAGUCGCUUUCCUCAUCCUCUUUGCCAUGUGAGGGUCCAUGGGGGUCACCUACCUGUCCCUGCUGCUUUGACUUCAGGCCCUGCCUGGUGCUAAAAGUGUGCUAAGCUUUACCAUUAAACAAAACAUUUCUCUUAAAAAAAAAAAAAAAAAAAAAAAAGACAAGAAUAAGCACAUGAAAGUGUUCAACA